This is a messenger RNA of Orussus abietinus, 414 nucleotides long. RefSeq names its product cuticle protein 19-like. The record is from RefSeq and is a predicted model, not a curated record. Gene Ontology annotation, cellular component: extracellular matrix. The transcript is spliced from 3 exons. Bases 1 to 414 code for a protein of 137 amino acids. NCBI's taxonomy places the organism in Eukaryota, Metazoa, Arthropoda, Insecta, Hymenoptera, Orussidae.
AUGAGGAACCUAAUGGCCGCCAAAAUUCUGUCCUCUUUGGUCCUGCUGGCCAUGACGGCGCUCCACGUCGAGGCCGAAGGACACGCUCAUUCUUUCCAGCAUUUCCACGGACCAGUCGCCGGAGAUGACCACGAGGUCACCUGGAAGGACCAGCACGGACACCAGCAUCAGGAUUUCUCGGCCCAGCCGAGCUACGAGUUCGCCUAUGGCGUCGAGGACCAUCAUACCGGAGAUUACCAUGGCCAGAAGGAGCACCGAGAUGGUGACCGAGUGGUAGGCGAAUACACCGUCAUGGAGCCCGGAGGCAACGUCAGGAUCGUGCGUUACCACGCGGACCAUGAUGGGUUCCACGCCCAGGUGCACAACACCCGUGGAAGCGACCACCACGGAAAAGAGGAGCAAGACGACCGCUAG